This is a messenger RNA of Fusarium graminearum PH-1, 1166 nucleotides long. RefSeq lists its product as uncharacterized. The transcript has a single exon. Gene Ontology annotation, molecular function: 4-hydroxy-tetrahydrodipicolinate synthase activity. NCBI's taxonomy places the organism in Eukaryota, Fungi, Ascomycota, Sordariomycetes, Hypocreales, Nectriaceae. Bases 48 to 1040 code for a protein of 330 amino acids. The record is from RefSeq and is a predicted model, not a curated record.
CCCUCUGUCGCCUCUCAUCCUCAAACCAUCCCCCCAUACUUCUUAUCAUGACUUCUUCCAAUGGUGCCACCAAUGGCCAGAAUGGUCACGCGGCCACACCCAGCUCGCUUCCUACCGGAAUCUACGCCCCCGUCAUGACCUUUUUCGACCCCGAGACUGAGGAGCUCGACAUUCCCGUCAUCAAGAAGCAUGCCGUGCGACUCGGUGAGGCUGGCCUAGCUGGCCUUGUCGCUAUGGGCUCCAACGGCGAGGCCGUCCACUGUACACGCGAGGAGAAGAUUGCCGUUACCAAGGCGACACGAGAAGCGUUGGACGAGGCCGGUUUCCAGUCUGUUCCUGUCGUACUCGGAGCCACAGAGGGUAGCGUCAAGGGUACCGUUGAGCUGUGCAAGCUGGCCGCCGAGGUUGGCGCUGCUGCCACUCUCGUUCUCCCUCCCUCUUACUACAAGGCUCAGAUGAGCGAGGACGCCGUCUACAACUACUUCAUCGACCUUGCCAACGCGAGCCCCAUCCCCAUCAUCCUCUACAACUACCCUGGUGCUGUCGCUGGUCUUGACAUGGACAGUGACCUCCUCAUUAAGCUCGGCCAGCACCCCAACAUUGUCGGCACAAAGUUCACCUGUGGAAGCACUGGUAAGCUGACCCGAGUCGCUCUCGCUUCCGAUGCCAAGACACCCUUCCAAGAGGGUUCCGGUUACCUUGCAUUUGGAGGUAUUGCCGACUUCACUGUCCAGACCCUUGUCAGUGGUGGCAGUGGUAUUAUUGCUGGCGGUGCCAAUGUCAUGCCCAAGACCUGUGUUAAGGUCUGGGACCUUUACGUCAAGGGCAAGAGAGACGAGGCUCAAGCUCUCCAGAAGAAGCUCUCCAAGGGCGAUUGGGUGCUGACCAAGGCUGCCAUCGCUGGCACCAAGUCCGCUAUCCAAAGCUACUACGGCUACGGCGGACACCCUCGACGACCCCUUCCCCGUCUCACACCCGAGCAGGCCAAGGGCAUUGAGGAGGGUAUCAAGGAGAUCAUGGAGAUUGAGAUGUCACUAUGAUACACCUUGGAAGACUGAACCCGUUAUUUCCUGCUCCAAUUGGCGAAGAGCCACUUAUAUGGAAAGGUAUGAGUUUGCAUAGCGUUGCAUUUAAUGGCAAAAAGGAGCCCUAUUGGCUCGACAGAU